Messenger RNA from Doryrhamphus excisus (bluestripe pipefish), 3354 nucleotides. It is a transcript of the gene ptprea, whose product is annotated as protein tyrosine phosphatase receptor type Ea. Gene Ontology annotation, biological process: protein dephosphorylation. The record is from RefSeq and is a predicted model, not a curated record. NCBI's taxonomy places the organism in Eukaryota, Metazoa, Chordata, Actinopteri, Syngnathiformes, Syngnathidae. Gene Ontology annotation, molecular function: protein tyrosine phosphatase activity.
GCGGCUUGUGUUCGCUGGAGUAAACACUGGCUCCUCCUUCACGGUGUGACAGGCGGACACGCUGAACGCUCGCCUCGCAUUUUCCCCUCCCGUCCACUUCUCCGACUCCCAGGCAUUUUAUCUCUGUUCUCCGGGUCCACAUGUUGAAGCCUCCCAGGUAGUGGACGUCCCCAAAGGGCUUGGAGAGCUGCUUCUCCACUUGGAAGUCCAUGUGACCAGUGGCGUCUGCCAGCGUCAUGUGACCCAUGCUACAAUGGACGUCAUGAUCGGCACACUUUGAUUGGCAUCAGCACUCAUGCAGUCACACAACACAAUGGUGCCUCUUCUGUUUUUGGUGGCAAGCACAACAACAUCCAAUUCCAGCAGCAAUGGGAACCAUACACGAGAGGGCGUCACGUCCACCAGCCAUCACGUCCUUCCCACCAUGCUGGUUCUUUCUCUGCUGCUGCUCAUCAUCACUCUGCUGGCCUGGUACUUCCUCAGGUUAAAGAAGCAGAGGAAAGCGGCGGUCACCACGGUGGACAAAAAGAUACCCAAUGGCAUCCUGGAGGAACAAGAUCAGCAGACUGUGGUCCUGCUGCCCAGAUCCGCUUCGGCCUCCAAGCACUACCCCCCCGUUGCCGUGGAGAACCUUGAGGAGGAAUACAGGCUGCGCUCGGCCGACGAUGGCAAGCUCUUUCGCGAGGAAUACAACUGUCUGCCAGGGGGGCAUGCCCACGGGACGUACGAGGAGGCCAACAAGGACAACAACAAGGACAAGAACAGAUACCCCAACAUCCUUCCCUACGAUCAUUCCAGGGUGGUGCUGACUCAGCUGGACGGAGACCCCGCCUCCUCUGACUACGUUAACGCUUCCUACAUCGACGGUUUCACACUUAAGAACAAAUUCAUAGCAGCACAAGGUCCAAAAGAGGACACGGUCGCGGAUUUCUGGAGGAUGAUUUGGGAGCAGAAAGUGGCCACCGUGGUCAUGCUGACCAACCUGAAGGAGAGGAAAGAAGACAAGUGCCAACAGUACUGGCCGGAUCAGGGCUGCUGGACGUACGGGAAUGUGCGUGUGGCGGUGGAGGACUUCACCGUCCUGGUGGAUUACACCAUACGCAAGUUCUGCAUCCAAUAUCAAUCCGCCGACGCCACCAAGACUCCACGGCUGGUGACGCAGCUCCACUUCACCAGCUGGCCCGAUUUCGGCGUUCCCUUCUCACCCAUCGGCAUGCUCAAGUUCCUGAAGAAGGUCAAGGCGGUCAAUCCGCCCUUUUGUGGGCCCAUAGUGGUCCACUGCAGCGCCGGCGUGGGGCGGACUGGGACCUUCAUCGUCAUCGACGCCAUGAUCGACAUGAUGCACGCCAAGCAAAACGUGGACGUGUUUGGCUUCGUCUCCAAGAUCCGAGAACAGCGCUCGCAGCUCAUUCAGACAGACAUGCAGUACUCGUUCAUCUACCAGGCCCUGCUGGAGUACUACCUCUACGGAGACACGGAGCUGGACGUGUCGUCCCUGGAAGGACACCUGCACAAACUGCACAACACCUUCAACAGCGGGGACCGCCUCGGCCUGGAGGAGGAGUUCAAGAAACUGACAAACAUGCGCAUCAUGAAGGAGAACAUGAGAACGGGGAACCUCCCCGCCAACAUGAAGAAGAACCGAGUUCUGCAGAUCAUUCCGUACGACUUCAACAGAGUCAUCCUGUCCAUGAGGAGGGGCCAGGAGUUCACCGACUACAUCAAUGCGUCCUUCAUAGAUGGCUACAGACAGAAAGACUACUUCAUCGCCACGCAGGGUCCUCUGUCGCACACCGUGGAGGACUUUUGGAGGAUGGUGUGGGAGUGGAAGUGUCACUCUAUUGUCAUGCUCACUGAGCUACAGGAGAGGGAGCAGGACAAGUGUUACCAGUAUUGGCCGUCGGAGGCGUCGGACGCUUACGGAGACUACAGCGUGGAGAUGAAGGGUGACGCCGUGUGCGAUGCCUUCAGUCUACGAGACUUGGUACUCACCUUUGUCCCGGAGAAGCAGACGCGAGUGAUCCGCCACUUCCACUUCCACGGCUGGCCCGAGGUGGGCAUCCCGGCCGAGGGUAGGGGCAUGAUUGACAUCAUCGCGGCGGUGCAGCGGCAGCAGCAGCAAUCUGGCAACCAUCCUAUUGUCGUACACUGCAGCGCCGGUGCUGGGCGGACCGGUACGUUCAUUGCACUGAGCAACAUCUUGGAGCGGGUCAAAGCGGAAGGCCUGCUGGACUUGUUCCAAACUGUGAAGAGUUUACGCAUGCAGAGGCCUCACAUGGUCCAGACUGUGGAGCAGUACGACUUCUGCUACCGGGUGGUACAAGACUUUGUGGACAUUUUCUCUGACUAUGCCAACUUUAAAUGAGCAUAUGUUUGCCUUACAAACAUUUCUUCUUUAUGAAUGUGUGUGUGUUCCUUUUUCAAAAUGAUCUAUUUUUUGCUAUGCAGUUGUCCUAACACGAACUAAACCUCCAUCCUGACUGUAUUAUGUAUAAAUAUGAAUACACACACAUAUACAUAUACACACACACACACACGUGCCCCCCCAGUGGAGAAGAAUUGUACAUAGAAAAAGUUAAUUUAUAUUUUGCAGUAUGUAUGAUAACGUUUUGUCAAGAAGCGUAGUGUUUUUUUCCAGUUUUGUUUCUGUAUAAUAUUGUACUUUAAAUGUCCUCCAUGUCAUAUUUUUAAAAUUCUAUAAAGGUAUUUAUGUAUGGAAAGCGACAUUGAGUAUUCGGGGAUGGUUUCCACACACAAGAGGAAUGUGUUUUUUCAUUGAAUGAACUGAUCAUUGAAAUGGUUUCUCUGGUACGUUCCUUUCACCUUACCUCACGUAGCGGCACGCAGCCGGUUAAAGGUCACUGCGGGCGUGGACCAUUGCUUGAGCGACUGCACACUGAAAAAGCACAUAAGUCAGCCUUUUACCGCCCAAAACCUGCAAUGCUCAAGAGUAUACAGUAUAUAUAUAUAUCUAUUCAUUUGUGCCAUAUCACCUACUUUUUGUUUGUUUUUAAACUUCAACAGAGGAAACAAACCAAAACAAUGUGAGACGCACGGGUUUGGUUUUAAGACCUGAAAAGCAUUUUUCCCAGUGACGUUAGGGGGUGUCUUAUUGUAAAGCUUCUACAUGUAAAAUAACCUUACAGCCACAUUAAACCAAACUUUGUGACUUAUUUCAUGGAAUUAUUCAUGAAGAAAUGUCAUUUAUUUGUGUGUGUGUGUGUGUGUGUGUGUGUGUGUGCCCAAAGUCAGUUGGGAUAGGCUCCAGCAUAUCUGCGACCCUCACGAGAAUAAGCCGCAUAGAAAAUGACUUCUGUUUAAAUGUAUUUUUUUUCCAAGUAAGACAUAAUAGGG